UUUGUUGUUUUGGUUGCCUUCGUAUAUUUGAAUUGAGUGUAAAAAAUACAAUCAUGAAAUUUGCAUAUAAAUUCUCCAACCUGUUAGGUACAGUUUAUCAUAAAGGAAAUUUGCUCUUCAGUCCGGAUGGAAACAUACUGAUCAGCCCUGUUGGAAAUAGAAUUACUUUAUAUGAUUUAAGAAACCACAAAUCAGAGACGCUACCUAUUGAAAGCCGUUAUAAUUUUACUACUCUAGCCCUUUCUCCUAAUGGAAUGCUUUUAAUUGCUGUUAACGAGCGUGGACAAGCAUUGUUAUGUAGUUUACCUCAUAGAACUGUUAUACAUCAGUUUCACUUUAAAAGGCCAGUUGAAGAUGUCCGUUUUAGUCCCAAUGGAAAAUUUGUUGCUGUUACGAAAGAAAAUAAUCUCUUUAUUUAUCAAGCUCCUGGCUGCAAUGUUAAGCAGUUUAAUCCAUUUGUACUUGAGAAAGUAUUUAAUUUUUCAUACGACAAAACACUAUGCAUUGAUUGGACCUCUGAUUCUAGGGUAAUAGCUGUUGGCGGUGCUGACAUGACCACCAAGAUAUAUGCUAUAAACAAAUUCAAAAAUUUGUCCGUUUAUACUCUUGGUAGCCAUACUGAUGCUGUAACUGGUUGCUUCUUUGAAGAAAACUCUUUAAAUAUUUAUACUGUGAGUAAAAAUGGACAAGUUUGUGUAUGGGAGUGUAGUUUAGAGUUAGAUGAAUUAAUUCCUGAAAAAGCUGACGGUGAAGAUGUUUCAGAAGAAAAAAAUGAUGAAGAAGAUGAAGUUGAAUGUUUAGAAAAAGAUAAAUUAGUUGUUGAGAAGAAGGUGGAUGAUGAUAAAUUUUUCUACAAAAGAAUUGGAAGGCAUUUCUUGAAAGAUGCACUCAGCAAAGAAGGAUAUGUUGCUUUAACGUCUUCUGCCUUUCAUCGCAAGUCCCAUAUCCUUGUCGUUGGAUUUUCGAAUGGUUCUUUCCUCUUGUAUGAAAUGCCUGAAUGCAACCAAAUUCAUUCCCUUUCACUUUCAAACCAAGUUAUAGCAAGCAUUGCCUUCAACUGCACUGGAGACUGGAUUGCUUUGGGGAGUUCUGGCAUUGGGCAAUUAGUUGUUUGGGAAUGGCAGAGUGAAUCUUUUGUUAUGAAGCAGCAAGGUCAUUUCAAUAACAUGCAGUGCUUAUCAUAUUCACCUGAUGGCAUGUACAUAGCUACUGGAGGAGAAGAUGGGAAAGUAAAAAUUUGGGACACUUCAUCUGGGUUUUGUUUUGUCACAUUUACUGAGCAUUCUAGUGCCAUUUCAGGAGUUUGUUUUUCUCAAAAUGGCAAAGUUGUGCUUUCCGCAUCUGCCGAUGGAACUGUGCGAGCAUUUGAUUUGAAUAGAUACAGGAAUUUCAGAACGUUUACUACACCAAGACCAACUCAAUUUUCAUGUAUCACAGUCGAUCGUAGUGGUGAAAUUGUUUGUGCUGGAUCUGAAGAAAGUUUUGAAGUCUAUGUUUGGGCCUUACCCACAGGCCGCUUGUUAUCAGUUUUAGCUGGACACGAAGCACCUGUCAGUGGCAUUAGUUUUAGUCCGGUUGAUCUAGUUGUUGCUAGUACCUCAUGGGAUAAAACUGUACGAUUCUGGAAUGUUUAUGAGAGCAAAAGCACCAGGGAAACGAUAAACCUGAUAUCUGAUGGCUUAGCAUUGACUUAUAGACCAGAUGGAGCAGAAAUUGCUGUUGCCAGUUUAGAUGGUCAAAUAUCAUUUUUCAAUUCAUACACUUCAGAGCAAACGGGGUGUAUUGAAGGACGGAAUGAUCUCCAUGUUGGGCGUCGUGAAACAGACAUGAUCACUGCUAAAAAAUUAUUGAAAUCACAGGCCUUCACAACAUUGUGUUACACUGCUGACGGUGAAUGCAUUCUAGCUGCUGGAAGAUCAAAAUUUGUUUGUAUAUAUAGUAUUCAAGAAAAAAUUCUGCUAAAAAAGUUUGAAAUCACCUCUAAUCUUUCAUUUGAUGCUGUUCAAGAUUUUAUCAACAGAAGGAAAAUGACCCACUUUGGGAACAAAGUUUUAAUUGAAGAAAGAAUGGAUGAAGAAACCAUUGUCAUUCCUGUUCCUGGUAGUAAAAAAAUUGAUAAAAGCUCUAGGAUGGUGAAACCUGAAAUACAAGUUUCAUCUAUUGAAUUUUCUCCAACUGGUAGAUCUUGGGCAGCAACUACUACAGAGGGACUGCUUGUGUAUUCCCUUGAUAGCACAUUAGUUUUUGAUCCAUUUGAUUUAGACAUUGAAACUACUCCUCAAAAUAUCAAACACACAUUUCAGAGUGGUAAUUUGUCGCAAGCUCUCAUGAUGGCUCUGCGAUUAAAUGAAGUUAAAGUUACCCAAGAAAUUGUUGAAUCAAUUAAAGUAGAUGAUGUUGAAACUCUUGUUGCCUACUUGCCACAGCUUUAUGCAGAAAAACUCUUGAAGUUUGUUGUUGAUCAGCUUGAUGACACCACACAUUUAGAAUUCUAUGUCACUUGGAUUCAACAGUUGUUAACAUCUCAUGGCGUGACAUUAAAAAAUAGAUCUCGUUCUAACAUGAGUACUUUACGCACCAUGCAGAAGAACUUAACUAGACGACUUGAAGAGUUAGAAAAAAUCUGUAGUGGUUUCAAGUAUAUGUGCGAAUAUACUUUAGCUUUAGGUAAAGUACAGAAACGAAAAGCUGAACAGAUAACAGAUGGUGCAGAAGCUAUUUCUAUUGAUAAUGACAAACAUCUUGUUCAAGGUACAUCUUCUGAAGAAUCAAGUGAUGAUGACUCUUCUUGA
This is a messenger RNA of Uloborus diversus, 2792 nucleotides long. RefSeq names its product periodic tryptophan protein 2 homolog. The transcript is spliced from 19 exons. Gene Ontology annotation, biological process: maturation of SSU-rRNA from tricistronic rRNA transcript (SSU-rRNA, 5.8S rRNA, LSU-rRNA); ribosomal small subunit assembly. NCBI's taxonomy places the organism in Eukaryota, Metazoa, Arthropoda, Arachnida, Araneae, Uloboridae. Gene Ontology annotation, cellular component: Pwp2p-containing subcomplex of 90S preribosome; small-subunit processome. Gene Ontology annotation, molecular function: protein binding. The record is from RefSeq and is a predicted model, not a curated record. The coding region runs from base 54 to 2792 and encodes 912 amino acids.